Coregonus clupeaformis (lake whitefish) is the source of this 2737-nucleotide messenger RNA. RefSeq names its product F-box protein 30a (gene fbxo30a). The record is from RefSeq and is a predicted model, not a curated record. Gene Ontology annotation, molecular function: protein binding; ubiquitin protein ligase activity; zinc ion binding. The transcript has 3 exons. Lineage: Eukaryota; Metazoa; Chordata; Actinopteri; Salmoniformes; Salmonidae. Bases 242 to 2620 code for a protein of 792 amino acids.
AGCAUUUUACAGCAGAAGUCACAAUAGCGACUCGAGGCGAAAGAGACGACGUGAAUAUUUGUAGCUGACUAGCUAGCUGCUACAACAUUACCUACAUUUUAGUUAAUUGUGUUUGGCUAGUGUCACUGCUGAAUAUAAGGACAAGACUCGGAAAACAACGAUUUGCUGUAUCGUUAUUUAAUACGGGGCAGACCACUUCACCCCUUCCUCCUUGUAAAUCCAGAAUAUCAACACAACAAAGAUGGAGGCGCUCCAUGCUCACUGCCUGAACUGUGUGAACAGGAGGUGUAUGAUCCGCCCAGAGACUGGUGUGUCCUGUGAUCUCAUUUGCUGCCCUCUCGUCUGUGGAGCUGUCUUCCACUCCUGCAAAGUGGAGGAGCAUCAUUUACUAUGCCCGUUUGAAAGAGUGCCUUGCCUCAACACUGGAUUCGGGUGCCCAUUCACUAUUGCUCGGAUCAAGAUGGCUGAACACCUAGAGACGUGCCCAGCCAGUGUGGUGUGUUGCACCAUGGAGUGGAACCGUUGGCCUGUGAGCUAUUCAGACAGGAAGUCCUAUGAGCACCUGAGCAAUGUUGAAGUGGUGGAGCAGCUAGACAUGGCCCUGGCUCUGCAAGAUCAGAGGAUGCUACUGGAGUCCCUCCGAGUCACCACCAACACAUCAAGGAACGGGUAUAAUAAACCAGCUGUGGAAACGAGUGAAAAGAUGGCUGAUGUAGUGUCAAGUGUUCCAGACACUGCAGUAAGUAAUGGGAUCGUUGAAAUAGACGAGGCUGCUGCUUUGACUAAUGGAGUGAUUGAAAUGGAUGAUGAGGAUUCCUAUAUUGCAGUACACAAAAAAAACUUAGCUGCAACCUUGGACGUUCUCAGAAGUGCAAAGGACAUUAACUUGAUCAAUGGAAUUAUAAAUGGGGAAAAGACUGAGAGAAAUGGGGUUCUCCAUAAUGGAGAGAACAGUGAUGGUGGUAAUCAUGAUGACUUGAAGAAUGUAGAGAUGAAGGAGAGUGACACAGAGUUGGACUGUGACCUCGGAGCAGUGGGCGGCGUGUCCGUGGACUGUGGAGUCGGAACCGACAGACGGGGAGACGAUGAGAGCUACUGGAUAGAGCUCAAUGAACUAAUCAAGUCUUCAGAGGAAACGGAGAAGGAUGGCAUGAUGGGUCUAGCAGAGGUGGGUCCUCCUCCCCUCAGUAACGGUUUCCACCAUACAGGAGACGGCCACGAUCGCUUGAGACGACGUGAGCGGAUGGAUCUGAGCAGAUCUCCACCCAGACGCUCUGAAGUCAACAGGUCUUCAGACUUCAGGCCGGUGAUGCCUUAUCUCUCCAUGCCUAAUAUAGUAACACCACGGGAGCCCUCUGGCCCCCACCCUCCACCACUUCCCAUCCACCUGCCUCUUCCCAUGCCUCUCCCUAAUCUGGAACCCUACAAUGUGCUUCAGCACCUGCCCUUAGAGAUCGAAGACAGGUGGCUGGAGAGGAAACUACAGAACCUCCAGGUGCUCAGAGGGAUGAGUGUGUUUACGUUUAACGGGCGCAGGGCUAUGAUGUCUGACCCCUAUCUGUUCAGAGCUAAAAUGGAGGACAAGUCAGUGGACACCUCAGACCUGGAGGUAACUGACGAUCCAUUGGGGCUCCAUGGGAUCGACCUGAUCACGGCAGCGCUGCUCUUCUGUCUGGGGGACUCCCCUGGGGGCCGCAGCAUCUCAGACAGCAGAUUUGUAGACGGUUACCGCGUCGACUUUGGUACCCAGACCUUCUCCUUCCCCUCGGCAAUACUGGCCACUAACACCAUGGUGGGGGACAUCGCCUCAGCGUCGGCCUGUGAUCACGCCAGCCCACAGCUCUCCAACCCCAGCCCCUUCCACACCCUCAGACUGGACCUGGUUCUGGAGUGCGUGGCCCGCUACCAAACAAAGCAGCGCACCAUGUUCACCUUUGUGUGUGGACAGCUGUUCCGCAGAGACGAAUUCUCCUCGCAUUUCAAAAAUGUUCACGGUGACAUCCACGCCGGGUUGAACGGCUGGCUAGAGCACCGCUGUCCUCUGGCCUACUACGGCUGCACCUACUCCCAGAGACGCUUCUGUCCCUCCGUGCAGGGCUCCAGGAUCAUCCACGAUAGACACCUGGGCUCGUUCGGGGUGCAGCCGGGUAUGCCUCCCCAGUUCGGAGAUAAAACUCUCCCCAGGAAUGCCUGUCGGUUCGGCUCCACCUGCGACCACCUGAGCUCCUUGCCCUUCGAGGUGCAACAGUAUGUGGCCAGUUUCCUGGAUGGCUUCAGCCUGUGCCAGCUGUCCAGGGUCUCCCGGACCAUGAGGGAUGUGUGCGCCAGCUUACUGCAGUCCAGAGGCAUGGUGGUGCUUCUCUGGGAGAACACAAGACGGGCAGAUGGGUCCUCCUCAUGGCAGAUCCAAAACAAGGUGUGGCGAUUCAGUACGGCCUUCGGUACGGUGAACGAGUGGAAGUUUGCCAACAUCGCCAAUAUGGCCGAACAUCUGAAGAAGUGCAAGUUUAACACCAUCACCCGUCGGGACGAGGCUAUCCCUCUGCCCUGCAUGUGCUUCACCAGAGAGCUCACCAAAGAGGGACGCUCACUGCGCUCAGUCCUCAAGCCAGUAUUAUGAGUUACCCUAUAACAGGGUUGGAGUCCAUGGUUACGUCUGAAUUGGCAGCCUAUUCCCUAUAUAGUGCACUACUUUUGACCAGGGCCCAUAGAUAUAGAGCGGCAGGUAGCCUAGCGG